Cajanus cajan (pigeon pea) is the source of this 2184-nucleotide messenger RNA. The record is from RefSeq and is a predicted model, not a curated record. NCBI's taxonomy places the organism in Eukaryota, Viridiplantae, Streptophyta, Magnoliopsida, Fabales, Fabaceae.
AUGACAGUUAAGAAAAAACCAGAAGUGGAGGAUAGAAUUAGCGAGCUAUCAGAUGAUGUUCUAUGUCACAUUCUUUCCUUCCUUCCAACCAAGGAAGCCAUUGCCACCUCUUUGUUGUCCACAAGAUGGAGAUUUGUGUGGACCAUGUUGCUCUUGUGCAAAUUUAAUUUCAAGAGGCAGCUCCUUUUCCCUCCAACCCCUUACUCAUUUUUCAGUCGAUGCUCCCACUCAUGGAGCACCCUCAGAGCUUCUGUGCCAGUCCCUCAUGAAACCCAUUUCAGGGACCCUUACACUAUUCAUUUGUUUUGUGCCAAUGCUCUCAAAGUCUCUGCCAAAAGGGCCCUUCUCCCUGAAGGGAAACAGCUACAUGCCCAUUUGAUAAAGUUUGGAUUUUCCCACAUUCUGUCCCUACAAAAUCAGAUUUUGACCUUUUAUCUUAAAUGUAAGGAAACUGAAGAUGCAGAGAAGCUGUUCGAGGGAUUGCCUGUGAGAAAUGUGGUGUCGUGGAACAUUUUGAUUCGCGGUAUUGUUGGAUGUGGCAAUGCAUAUGAAAAUGACUCGAAUCCACAGCUUUGUUUUUCUUAUUUUAAAAGGAUGCUGUUGGAAAUGGUGGUUCCGGAUGGUACAACUUUUAAUGGUCUCAUUGGUGUUUGCGUUAAGUUUCAUGAUAUUGACGUGGGUUACCAGCUGCAUUGUUUUGUAGUGAAACUAGGACUUGAUUUAGAUUGUUUUGUGGGAAGUGUUCUUGUUGAUUUGUAUGCAAAAUGUGGUUUAGUUGAGAAAGCAAGGAGGGUUUUUCAUGUUGUUGUGCAAAGAGAUUUGGUUAUGUGGAAUGUGAUGAUUUCUUGUUAUGCCUUGAAUUGUUUACCAGAAGAGGCUGUUGGCAUGUUCAACUUGAUGAGAUCGGAUGGUGCAAAUGGGGAUGAGUUCACUUUUAGCAGCCUGCUAAGUAUAUGUGAUACUUUGGAAUAUUAUGAUAUUGGAAAGCAGGUUCACAGUCAUAUUCUAAAACAGUCAUUUGAUUCAGAUGUGUUAGUAGCUAGUGCAUUGAUCAACAUGUAUGCGAAAAAUGAAAAUAUAAUUGACGCGCGCAAACUAUUUGAUAGGAUGGUGAUUCGAAAUGUUGUGACAUGGAACACAAUUAUUGUUGGGUGUGGAAAUUGUGAAGGGAAUGAUGUUAUGAAGCUUUUCAUAGAGAUGCUUCGCGAAGGGUUUUCCCCUGAUGAACUGACUAUUUCCAGCACUUUAAGUUCAUGUGGCUAUGCAUCUGCCUUCACCGAAACAAUGCAAGUUCAUGCUUUUGCUGUUAAAUCAUCAUUUCAAGAAUUUUUAUCCGUUGCCAAUUCUCUGAUAAGUGCGUACUCCAAGUGUGGUAGUAUUGCUAGUGCAUGUAAAUGCUUUAGAUUAACUGCAGAACCCGAUCUUGUUACAUGGACUUCAUUGAUAAACGCAUAUGCAUUCCAUGGUCUUGCCAAAGAAGCAAUUGAAAUGUUUGAGAAGAUGCUAUCUUGUGGAGUAACACCGGAUCCAAUUUCUUUUCUUGGUGUUCUCUCUGCUUGUUCUCAUUGUGGCCUUGUGGCUAAGGGACUUCACUACUUUAACCUGAUGAUCAGUGUGUAUCAGAUUGUUCCUGAUUCAGGUCACUAUACUUGCCUUGUUGACCUUCUUGGACGAUAUGGUCUUGUAAAUGAGGCUUUUGAAUUGUUGAGGUCAAUGCCAAUGGAAGCUGAAUCAAAUGUGUUGGGAGCAUUUAUUGGAUCUUGCAAUCUGCAUGCAAAUAUUGGACUGGCUAAAUGGGCUGCAGAGAAGCUCUUCAUCAUAGAGCCAGAGAAGAAUGUUAACUAUGCAGUCAUGUCUAACAUUUAUGCUUCUCAUAGACAUUGGUAUGAUGUGGAAAUAGUUCGAAGAUUGAUGGGGAACAAGUGUGAUGCGAGAGUCCCUGGUUGCAGCUGGAUAGAGAUUGGUAAUCAAGUUCAUUUGUUUGUAUCCAAUGAUAAGACUCACCCUAAUGCUGUAGAAAUGUAUGCUACGCUGAAAAUGCUGCUUUGGCCAAUGAAGGAAAAAUAUGGUAUGAAUUUAUAAAGGAUGUAUGAUCUACAUAAUUUGUACUUGCAUGGAUUAUCCAAUACGACAAAAUUUAAAUGUUAGCAUAAGUUACUCAAGUUAUACAGUAAGUAAUUAUCA